CACCGCUUUCUCGGGGAUUUUGGUACAGCGGACAGGGCUGCAGAGCCGGGCAAUGAAUCACUUUUGGGUUGCCCUGCGUUUGCAGAGCAGCUUAUUGAACAUAUGCAAUAAAAGCAAGCUUGCACGUCAUCUCCUUUAUACAAAGUAGAUCAACUGUAAGGGGCUUUUCUGAACCAGAGUGAUCUUUCAGCUGUGAGUAAUGCAGGCAUUUCAUCUGGCCUUGGAACUGCUCCCGUGAGGCACUCGGACUGCAAAUUUGGCAAACUUAGCUUAGAAUAAUUCCUUGAACAUAACCCUUUGUUCCGGCGCUCCCGACCCCUCACCCCGGCCGAGCCAGCCACUGCUUCCCGUGUCCCAGCCGGGCGCGGGGCUCUGGGUCCCCUGGGGCCGCGGCCGCAGCCCCCGCGCCUUCUCCUCCCCUUCCUUCCCUCUCUCUCUUCCCUCCCCUCCCCUCCCCUCCCCGCGCCGCCGCGCCCCGGAGCGCAGCCCCCUCCGUGCGGCAGCAGCGAGUCCCGGUGCGGCUCUUCGCCAGCCCCAGCCUGCUGAGGUUCGCCCGCACGGACGGACGGACGCUCGGACGGAGGGAGUGCAGGAAGGAAAGCGCGGCCAUGCGGCCCCGGGCGCUGCUGUGCGCCCUGGCGCUGCUGUGCUGCCCGCCGGCCCGGCCAGGCUUUCCAAAUAACAGCAGCGUACCACACAUCAUCAGAAGUUUUUCCAUCCGUUUUUCUUCCAGUCCGGAGGCUGAUCUUAUUCCUGUUGACGAUGAUACUGAAGAUGACUUGGAAGUUGGAUCAAGAGCCACCAAUCAGACUGCAUCAUUCCUACCUGAACGACGAAUGAUGUCAGUUCAAACGGCAAGAUAUCUCACUAGUCCGUGGCUGACUCGUUUUGUUCCUUCAGUUUACACCCUAGUGCUUGUGCUGAGUCUCCCUCUGAACAUUACAGCGAUACUCGUGUUUCUGAAAAAGAUGAAAAUCGAAAAGCCAGCUGUAAUAUACAUGCUGAAUUUGGCCCUUGCAGAUGUUCUCUUUGUAAGUGUGCUUCCAUUUAAGAUUGUUUAUCACUUUUCUGGAAAUGACUGGGUUUUUGGGCCUCAGAUGUGCCGUUUCAUCACUGCUGCCUUCUUCUGCAACAUGUACUGCUCAAUAAUGCUUAUGACGAGCAUAAGCGUCGAUCGCUUCCUAGCCGUGGUGUACCCCAUGCAGUCCCUGGGGUGGCGCACACUACCUCGUGCCUCACUGGUUUGUUUCAUCAUAUGGCUUGUAGCAAUAACCGGGGUUAUACCUUUUCUCCUACGAGAGCAAACAAUGGAAAUACCCAGGUUAAAUAUAACGACAUGCCACGAUGUGCUGAGAGAAUCCGAACUUCACGGCUAUUACGUCCACUUCUUCUCUGUCUUCUCUUCUGUGUUUUUCAUAGUGCCAUUUAUAAUUUCUACUGUCUGUUAUGUGUGUAUCAUUCGCUGUCUUAGUUCUUCCACCAUUGUUGCAAAGCAAAAUAAGAAGACACGUGCCUUGCUCUUGUGUGUGGCUGUUUUUUCUGUUUUCGUUAUUUGCUUUGGACCAACAAAUGUUCUCCUCUUAAUUCAUUAUAUCCAUUUUUCAUAUGACAACAACUUAGAGUAUCUCUACUUUGCCUAUCUACUCUGUGUUUCUGUCAGCAGCAUUAGCUGCUGCAUUGACCCCUUUAUUUACUACUAUGCUUCUUCUCAGUAUCAGAGACAAUUUUUCAGUCUCUUCAAUUGUAAAAAGACUUUUGAUCCUAACAUUAGUAACAGCAGUGGCCAGUUGAUGUCUACCACUAGUACUAGAAGGGCUACAUUGACUACUAAUGUGAAUAACAGUGUCUACAGGAAAUUACUAGCAAUGCACUGAGAUGAUAUGUCUUCAAAUUGUUUAAUUUUACACAGUUACAGACAAAAAGAAGACUUAUAUCCAAGAAAUGCAAAACCUUACACCAAGUUGUUCUAUGAUACAUAGCUUUAUGGAUCUAAUAUAGUAAUAUACAAUUCAAAUUAAAACUCUGUAUGUGUGUGUGCAUAUAUAUAUAUAUAUAUAUAUAUAUAUAUAUAAAGAUGUAUAGUAUCUGUAAAUACAUUAAUGUAGAGAGGAAAAAUAAUUUCUUAAUAAUAGUUGUUGAGUGUUUUUCAAAUAAACUUUUUUCAGA
Camarhynchus parvulus is the source of this 2166-nucleotide messenger RNA. It is a transcript of the gene F2R, whose product is annotated as coagulation factor II thrombin receptor. Gene Ontology annotation, molecular function: thrombin-activated receptor activity. The record is from RefSeq and is a predicted model, not a curated record. The transcript has 2 exons. Gene Ontology annotation, biological process: phospholipase C-activating G protein-coupled receptor signaling pathway; positive regulation of Rho protein signal transduction; blood coagulation. Bases 609 to 1874 code for a protein of 421 amino acids. Lineage: Eukaryota; Metazoa; Chordata; Aves; Passeriformes; Thraupidae. Gene Ontology annotation, cellular component: membrane.